Molecule: messenger RNA, 2473 nt
Organism: Drosophila suzukii
Lineage: Eukaryota; Metazoa; Arthropoda; Insecta; Diptera; Drosophilidae
Source: RefSeq, a predicted model, not a curated record
GUUUUUUGUUCAGUUCGAUUCGAGCGGCGGGCAGGUAGAGAUCGUUCGCUGGUUCUGCUUUUUCGACGGGGUUUCCGCUUUCGGUUUCAGCCUUCGCGCGUAUUUCUUGCAAGUCGAGGAUGAGCAUCAUCGUUACCCAGGCAGCUGCAAAAGUGCAACAGCAGCAACAUCAGUUACACCAGCAACAUCAUCAGUAACCGCAGCAACACAAACGGGUUUCAUUCGCACUCGUCGGGCAUUUAUUUUUAUUGUGUGUGCGGUUGGGUCGCGUGCAGUUCACGGAAUAUGCAAAAAGCCUUAAUCAUUAAAUUAAACACAGACUAACGACCAGUAAGCACAUGGAACUCUGCCACGGAUUCCACGGCGGCUUGAAUCAUUAAUUUAGUUCUAUAUUCCGAAGCAAGCAGUCUGAACGCUCAGUGCUGCGAUAAAAAAUAUUUUUAAAAAUAUUAAGAAAGAACUACAAAAAUAAAAUACAAAAAGUGCAUUUAAAAGAAAAUCAACAGACACAGAUAAAGUUUAUUUCGAGACUGAAAAUUUUCUACGCCUAAACAAAGGAUUACCGAAACCGAUUCCAUAAUGAAGCACAAAUUUCUGCUGUUGCUCCUUGCGGGAACGUCAUUGCUCCUGGCCACUGGAGUCCAGAGCCAGCACGAGAACAUACCGUACCAACCGGUGACCAAUAUCUGCCAGACGUGCCUGUGCCUGAGCAGUCAGGACAGUGACCAUCGGACGCACUUCAACCUGGACUGCUCGGUGAGGAACUUCGAGCACAUCCUGGCCCGCUGGCCGGAGGAGUUCGGAAGCCAGGCGAUAGCGGCGGGAGCUUCUUCGGAGAUUGUGGUCUCUUACUCGGGCAAUCGGAUCAAGUUGCUCCAACAGCUGCCGGCCACAAAUGCCAGUCUAACCCUCUCUUGCCGGCACUGUGGUCUGCAGAACCUGCAGGUCCCACUCUUCAUGGAUGUGCCCAAUGUGGAGGCCCUCUACCUCAGCUGGAAUGAGCUAACCGACGAUGCAUUAGUGCCGGAUCUCUUCAGAGGUCCUUUUGGGAGCUCUCGGUACGAACCUAUUGGCUUGCGUGAUCUGGACUUGAGUCACAAUCGUAUAGCUCGACUGGAUCGCCGGCUCUUCGAACAUACUCCACAUUUGACCAAGUUGAACUUGGCCUACAACCAGCUGAGUGCCCUGGAUGAAGCCACCGCUGCAUCCAUUGGAUCGGUAACUACACUGCAACGAUUGGAUCUUUCCCACAAUGGCUUGAUGAGUCUGCCAGCUCAGCUCUUUCCAAAGUUGACUGCCCUCCGUAUCCUGGACAUUUCCGGGAAUGAGUUUACCGUGGUGCCCUCCAGUCUUGUACAGCUAAGCAAAUCGUUGGUUCAACUAAAUCUGGCGGGGAAUAGCUUUCUUAGCCUAAAGGGAAACAGCUUUCAGGGCUUGGUUUCUCUAAAGCGUCUGAAUAUCAGCAGUAUGCCUUCAUUAAGAAGUCUAGAUGAAGGAGCUCUGCAUCUGCCUGCCUUGGAGGAGCUACAUUGCUCCAGGAAUUCCAAGUUAGAGCGCUUGGAGCUGGUCGAUCUGAUAAAUAGUCGAAACUUAACGCAGUUGGAUUUGUCCAGGAAUGCAUUGACCACCUUGGUUCUCAACAUUACGAGUUCUACUAAUACCACCAGCAAUACUGAACCCUGGCCACGUCUUCGUCGCUUGAGCAUCUCCGGUAAUCCUUGGUAUUGCAGUUGCGAACUAUUCAAGACCCUGGAGCUCUCUGGUCUCUCGCACAUCGAAAAGGAAUUAGAUGGAAGCGAAGCCCGUUGUGAGACGCCUUAUCUUCUGGCCGGAUCACCUAUCUCCAAUUUGACAGCCGAACGGAUCUGCAAAAUGGUGAUACCAAAGAAAUAUCGCGAGGUAGAUGAGGAGCCACCGCGGUUCCUGAGACGUCGGUAUAUAAUACUCACCGCCAUCAUAGCCAGCAUUGUCCUGGUGAUCGGUCUGGUCAUCGGAUUCGUUGUGGUCUGCAUUCGUCGGCGGCUCAAGGGCAGCGACUACGGGGUACAACCCAUUCGGUAUACCAGCGUGAGGGGCAGCAAUCUGUCGCAGUUCUCGCAAUUGCAACCCGCCUCGGUGGCCAGUAAAUUCAAUAAUGUCCAUGCCGGGAGCAGUAGUGGAACCACCACGGGUGCUGCCAAUGCCUAAUGCGGUAUUCAUAUCCUAAUUCGGUUCCAAUUCCGAGCUAGCUGCACAAGUUUCGAGCCAAAGAUGUCCACGACAGUGUUGCGAACCCAACCGAAAAAGACUUCCUGUGCGUGCUAUCCUGUAUAUAUGUAGGUGUCCUCUGUAUUAAAUCCCGCUAAGGAGCUGAUUCUCCGCAUCCUGUUCCCAGACCUUAAAAACUAACCCCUAGUAUUUAGUGAUGCCAUCGAUGUUUGUAUUGUACUUAAGUUCCGAGCAUUAGUGUGUAAUAAAACAUUUUUAAAAUCAA